Molecule: messenger RNA, 1295 nt
Organism: Ilex paraguariensis (yerba mate)
Lineage: Eukaryota; Viridiplantae; Streptophyta; Magnoliopsida; Aquifoliales; Aquifoliaceae
Source: the annotation of a GenBank genome assembly
GAGAGAGAGAGAGGGAGGAGAUGGGGAAGAGCAGCCAAGACUCUGGGAAUUGCAAGAAGUACGGUGUUCCACUCUACGGGACUGCCUGGGUCCCCAAGAGCGCAAUCAGAUCUGAAGCAUCGGAAGACGUUGAUCGUCCGGAAAACGACUGUGGUGAAGUUUCCGGCGAAAAUCCUCCACCGCCAAUUGCCACCGAGAAUUAUCUGGUCCUCGCCGGAGGUGGCGGCGCAGGACGUAGCGGCAUUCCCAAUGCUCUUCUUCUUUCCUACUUUGAUUUCAACUCCAACUCCCUCUCCGAUCAGCCUGUGGCAAAGCUUGGAACUGGUGGUGAUUUGCCAUACAGAAUUGCUGUGCACCCUGGAGGGGAAGUUGGGGCACCAAUACCAGUUGAAAUUCUAGGAAUUGAUAUAAUCAUGGCUUUCUGGUCUGGUCUUCUAACAGCCAUGGUGGCAAAGCUUGGAACUGGUGGUGAUUUGCCAUACAGAAUUGCUGUGCACCCUGGAGGGGAAGUCAAGAGCAAUGAUGGUCAAAAGUUGAGUCUAAAAUCAUCUGAGAAACUUCUUCAUCAAUUGGAAGAUGUUGGACAACAAUUAGCAUUGACCUUUAAUGAUGGGGGUUCUGUUCUUGCUGUUGGUGGUGAGGAUGGCAAGUUGAGGGUUUUCAAAUGGCCUAGCAUGGAAUUUAUUCUUGAUGAGGCUAAUGCCCAUGCCUCUGUGAAGGAUUUAGAUUUCAGCCCCGAUGGAAAAUACCUUGUCUCUGUGGGAAGUGGUGGCCCUGGUAGGGUUUGGAAUGUUGACUCAUCAACUUCUAUAGCUUCUUUAACAAAGGAAAAUGAUGAGGUUUUUGGUUUCUGCAGGUUCUCACAAGCUAGUGACAAGAAUCUAGUUCUAUAUGUCACAGCGAUGCCAGGGCAAGGUGGAAGCAUUGUGAAAUGGAAUACUACCUCAUGGAAGAUGAUGAGCUCAAAGUGCAUUGUUCGAGACCCAAUUUCUGCUUUCAGUGUUUCAACUGACGGAAAGCUCCUUGCAGUAGGGACAAUUCAAGGAAAUGUUUUAAUUUUAAACUCCACCAGCAUGCGAGUGCAGACUAUUGUCAGAAAAGCACAUCUUGGCCUUGUGACAGCAUUAGCUUUCUCGCAGGAUUCAAGGUCUUUGGUCUCUGCAUCCUUGGACUCGAGUGUAAGGGUGACAAUUGUGAAGGAUGAGGAGAAAAAUGUAGAAGUCACCAUGAUUAGCCUGCAAGAGUUACAAUCAAAGACCAAGGUCCACAAGAAAGCUAGCAAGAUUAUAGCCUAA